Molecule: messenger RNA, 456 nt
Organism: Neodiprion fabricii
Lineage: Eukaryota; Metazoa; Arthropoda; Insecta; Hymenoptera; Diprionidae
Product: CKLF-like MARVEL transmembrane domain-containing protein 4
Exons: 5
Coding region: 1-456 (151 amino acids)
Cellular component (GO): membrane
Source: RefSeq, a predicted model, not a curated record
AUGGACGUGGAAUUGGAGACAGAACGUCCGAAUGCAGCACUAUCGCUGGGAGCCUUUGUUUCGUUUUGCGUGUUUACAUUUGAAACAGCUCUCGCAAUCAUCUGCAUGAUCCUUGCAUCGCCAGCGCUAGUUGGUGUCACCAGUUUUUUCCUUUUUGUCGUAUCGACGGCCUUCAUAGCUACUAUUCUAUGGACCUUCAUCUACCUUUUCUCAAUACGCGAGGCUCUCAAGCUUCCCAUCAAUUGGAUUCUUUCGGAACUCAUCAAUACCGGUAUCUUCACCAUAGCGUACGCGAUUGCUUUCAUCGCUCAGCUUUCCCUGUGGGGAGGAGUAAUAGGAGCAAAUGGGAAAGGAGCUAAUAUCGCUGCAGGGGUAUUCGGGAUAAUCAAUUGUAUUGCGUACGGGGUGGGGACGUACUUCCUCUACAUAGAAUGGCAGAGUUCCAACACGCAGUAA